AUGCGUGCAUCUGUCUGUCUCACUGACACCUGGAAGAUGGCGGCGUCCGUGUACAGAGCCGGGAACGCCGCGGGCAAAGCCUUCUUUUCCGCCCGCUCGCCCGCCCUGUUCUGUCUGAAGAGGAAUCGGAGCGCGGUGUCCUACGCCCAGUCGUUAAGUAACAUUCCCGAUACCCAGAUCAGCGCUCUGGACAACGGGCUGCGCGUUGCUUCUGAAGAAUCUGGACAACCCACCUGCACCGUUGGAGUGUGGAUUUCAGCCGGCAGCCGCUAUGAGAAUGAAAAGAACAACGGAGCAGGAUAUUUCUUGGAACAUCUGGCCUUCAAGGGAACCAAGAAGCGCCCCCAGACUGCCUUGGAGCAAGAGGUGGAGAGCAUAGGAGCGCACCUCAGUACAUACACCACACGUGAGCAGACGGCUAUCUACAUAAAGGCUCAGUCCAAGGACCUACCUAAAGCUGUCGAGAUUCUGGCUGAUGUGGUUCAGAAUAAGAGCCUGGAGGACUCUCAAAUCGAGAAGACACGGGAGGUGGUGCUGAGGGAGAUCCAGGAGCUUGACUCUAACCUCCAAGAAGUGACAUUUGAUUACCUCCAUGCCACUGCAUACCAAGGAACUCCCCUAGGCCUCACUGUUGUGGGCCCCACUGAAAAUGUGAAGAAGUUCACACGGGCCGAUCUUCUUGAAUACGUCAACCUACACUACAAGGCACCUCGUAUGGUCCUUGCAGCAGCAGGAGGAGUCAAUCACAAGGAACUGUGUGACCUAGCCCAAAGACACUUUGGUGGACUUUCUUCAGAAUAUGAGGAUGGCGUUAUCCCUGUGCUUUCCCCAUGCAGGUUUACUGGCAGUGCACUCUCUGCCCGCAACGACGACCUGCCCCUGGCUCAUGUUGCUAUAGCAGUUGAAGGACCAGGAUGGAAUAGCACCGAUAAUGUUGCUCUGGCUUUGGCGAACACCAUCAUUAGCAACUAUGACGCUACAUAUGGAGGCGGGAAGAAUCUUUCCAGCAAUGUGGCAAGGACUUCUGCCGAGUACAACCUGUGCCAGAGUUUCCAGGCCUUCAAUAUCCGCUACUCAGACACAGGCCUUUUCGGCCUUCACUUUGUGACCGAUAAACACAAUAUUGAGGACAUGCUCCACGUUGCUCAGGGAGAGUGGAUGCGUCUUUGUACCAGUGCAACUGAUGGCGAACUGGCCCAAGCUAAGAAGACCUUGAAAAGCGCUCUAGUGGCCCAGCUGGAUGGAACAACCCCUGUGUGUGAAGAUAUUGGGCGUCAGGUUUUGGCUUAUGGCCAGCGAAUCUCCCUGGAGGAAUGGAAUUCCAGGAUUGAUGCUGUCAAUACCAAGACACUGAGGGACAUCUGCUCCAAAUACCUGUACGAUAGGUGUCCUGCUGUGGCUUCAGUUGGUCCUGUUGAGCAGGUUCCUGACUACAACCGCAUCCGCAGUGCUAUGUACUGGCUGCGUUUCUAAACUCCA
Molecule: messenger RNA, 1479 nt
Organism: Bufo bufo (common toad)
Lineage: Eukaryota; Metazoa; Chordata; Amphibia; Anura; Bufonidae
Product: cytochrome b-c1 complex subunit 1, mitochondrial
Exons: 13
Coding region: 1-1473 (490 amino acids)
Cellular component (GO): mitochondrion
Molecular function (GO): metal ion binding
Source: RefSeq, a predicted model, not a curated record